Molecule: messenger RNA, 3663 nt
Organism: Nematolebias whitei (Rio pearlfish)
Lineage: Eukaryota; Metazoa; Chordata; Actinopteri; Cyprinodontiformes; Rivulidae
Gene: fhip1b
Product: FHF complex subunit HOOK interacting protein 1B
Biological process (GO): early endosome to late endosome transport; endosome organization; endosome to lysosome transport
Cellular component (GO): FHF complex
Source: RefSeq, a predicted model, not a curated record
UCUGCUGUGUGACUUUGUGAGACCGCUCGCCCGCCUCCUUCCCUCUGGCUUCGGUAUGAGCUGGCUGAGCAGGUUGAACCCGCGGGGUCCCGGGAGCCGGUCCAGCCGGAGUGCCGCCCCCUCCAGUCCAUGCACUGCAGAUCCAGAGACCUGUCUCAUGGUGUUUGAGAACCACUGGAGGCAGGUUUCUUGGGUUUUGGAGCAGCACGAGACGUCGUCGUCCAGCGACGACCUGACAGCGGUGAGAAAUAACACGGACCAGAUGUUGUGUCUGCUGGCCGAGGAGCGCCCUGCCGAGAGCCCGGAGGGCGGACCGUGCGUGGUCCCCAUGGGCCCCAUACUGGAGCUGGUGGUCACAGAGAACAUUCUGGAGCGUCUGAUUCGGUGGCACCUCCGUCGCGGCCUGGACCUAGACAUCCAGGGGGCUCUGCUCAAGCUGUUCGAGAUGCUUAUCGACCAAUCCCAGCAGCCUCUGCUGCAGCACACGGCCGUCCUUCACCCCUUGCUGAGGCUGCUGGGAGCCUGCGCUGACCCAGAACUGGGCUGUCCCUCAGCCUUGGAGAACAGCUUAGUGCUGCUGCUCAACCAGGUGUGCGCGUCCAUGGCCCGGCAGCCGGUGGUCCUUGAGAUGUUGUUCCAGGCUGCACCAGCACAUCAGGGCUCCACCAAUCUGCUGAUCUUCUCCCUCCUCGUGCCCUUCAUCCACCGGGACGGCGCCAUCGGACAGCAGGCACGAGACGCGCUGCUGCUGGUGAUGGCGGCCUCAGCCAGCCACGAUGCCGUGGCUCGAUACAUCGCUGAAAACUCCUACUUCUGUCCGGUGUUGGCGACGGGCCUCAGCGCCCUCUACUCGUCUCUGCCCAGGAAGAUCGAAGUCCGAGGAGACGACUGGCACGCCCUGCGGAGGGAGGACUGGAUCGGCGUGUCGUCGCUUGUGCUCUUCAUGAACUCUCUGGAGUUCUGCAAUGCUGUGGUGCAGGUGGCACACCCCAUGGUUCGCUCUCAGCUUCUGGGUUACCUCCACAACGGCUUCCUCAUCCCGGUCAUGGGCCCCGCCCUGCACAAGUCGUCGGUGGAUGAAAUGAUCGCCAGCACCGCCUACCUAGAUCUUUUCUUGCGCAGCAUAACGGAAACAUCCCUCCUGAAAACCUUCCUGCGCUUCAUCCUGCUGCAUCGCCAUGACAAUGACACCAUCCUGGACACGCUGCUCACACGCAUCAGCAGCAACUCUCGGCUCUGCAUGGUGUCGCUGAGUCUUUUCAGGACACUUCUGUCUCUGAACUGUGAGGACGUCAUGCUGCAGCUCGUUCUCAGGUAUCUUCUGCCCUGUACCCAUGUAAUGCUGAGUCAGCGUUGUGCUAUCAGGGAGACCGACAUGCACGGAAAGUCAGCCGACAAGUUCUUGUCGCUGAUCCCGGAGUGCUGCCAGUUAAAUGCAGCGACCUCUGCUGAGCGGGACGAGGACAAUCCAUUCUGGGGCAAAGCACUGAGCAACCCGAGCACAGAGCCUGCUGCUCUGCCCAAACCCAGCACACCGUCCCGCUUGUCUUUCUUCAUCCGGCAGCAGAGCAGCGGUGCAGUAUCAGGAGGAGGAGGAGGUACCUCUACUCCUGCAGGUGUGGAUCCGCUGCACUCGGGUCCAUCCAGCUCCCAGUCCCCCGACAGCCCGAUGCAUCAGCAGGCCAACACAGACUGCCUCGACUGGGAUGCGGGUUACUUGGAGUACCUCAAGGAUGCCCGUCGGGGUAUCGAGCUUUGCUCCUGGUCGUGCCGAGACUGGUCGGCGCCCUACGAUGGUGAAAACCCCUCCCCAAACACCUCCAAAUCUGUUUUUAGAAACAGUGACAUCAGAGAGGCUCUUCACCCGAAGCAGUUUCCCUCUCAGAGCGCCGUCACCCAGCCAGCACCCAGUACCAAACAGCUGAUCAGCAACACCUCAGGCUCUCGCAGCACAUCCUCAGAUCUUCCAGAACCCAACCAAACACUCCAGUCUGUAGAAAGUCUCAUCGAAGAACUGCUGGAACAGACACCAGGAGAUCCCCAGCUGACCGGAGACACAAAUGGUCAGGGCAUCAGCAUCGAAGCCUUCACGCAGGAGCUGAGGGAGCUGGAGGACCAGGUGAAGGAGCGCAGCCGAGCCUCCUGCCUACAGGAGGACGCUGUGGAAGAUGCUCUGUCCGCUGAGCAGCAGGAGGAAGAGCUUUCAUCAGUCCUGGAUUCAAAACUGACAGGAGACCUCAAGGGAGACAGGCCUGUGGUGGGAGUCUGCAGUCCUGCCAGACCACUUAACCAGCCGGCCUCACAGCCGUACACAGGCCCAUUCAUGAUGGUUCUGUUUGCCAAACUGGAGAACAUGCUCCAAAACUCUCUUUACGUCAACAUCCUCCUCACGGGCAUCGUGGCCCAGCUGGCCUGCUAUCCUCAGCCUCUCCUACGCUCCUUCCUGCUCAACACCAACAUGGUCUUCCAGCCCAGUGUCAAAUCUCUGAUCCAGGUUUUAGGUUCUGUGAAGAACCGCAUCGAGGUGUUUGCAGCCUCUCAUGAAGACUUUCCAGCCAUGCUGAGGAAAGCACAGCAGUACCUGGUGGCCCGAGGCAAAGUGGACUGGACUGACACCCCUGCAUCGGUCCCCCCCCUGCGCCGCUCUGAUUCCCUCAUAAAAAGUCGUAAGCCGUCUCUCGGAGACCUGAUCCUUCGCCACACCAACAGUCCCACCCGGGCUCGGCACGCUGCUCAGCUGGCGCUUGCGCACGUCCGGGACGGCAGCCAGUCGCUGCACAGCGCUCUGUUCCGAGGCGGAGGCGGCGCUUCGGGCCUGGAGAAGCAAGCGGAGGCGCUGCGAGUGAAGAACGCAGUCUACUCGGCCGUUAUCUUCUGCGAGUUUCUCAAAGAGCUGGCUGCCCUGGCUCAAGAGCACGCAGUCACUUUGCCCUUCCCUCAGAGCCAGGAAGCAGAGGAGUAACGGUAAACACGGACCUCUCGGCUUUGAGCUUCCACUUCUCUUUGUUUACUUGUAAAAUAUCUCAUUCUGCGUUGAGCUGAGGACAAAGUGGAGCACUGAGACUUUUCUGUCACUGACGUGAUCUGCAGUGACGCAGACGUGAAAAUAAAAGGAAAACUGGGAUUUUUGUACCAAAUGAACUCGAGACACGCAGUAGGACUGGACUCAUCUGAAAACUUUGGGUCUUGUGCAUAUCAUGUAUUAUAUUUACAUCCUGUCCACAGAAACCCUUUGAGGAGCGUGUACAUACCACGUCAUGGUAUAAAGCCACAGAUAAAAGAAGUAGGUGCACAUGUUGGUGCUAGCUCCAUACUUUUUAUAUUUUCAUUUGAAACGGUUCCGUUGGGUGGCACAGAAAAUGACAAAACACUAAGUUUAGCAGGAAAACACUAAAGGUAAAGGAGCGUUAAUGAUCCGUGCACAACGAGCUCGAAGCUUUCAGCAGAGCGUCUCAUCAGUUCGAACCGUUGGACAAACGUUGGCUUCAAACGAGCAGGAGGUCGUUCUGCAAACGGCGAGGGUCUUCACGAAACUGGAAAAUGUUUGUUUUUGACGUCGCACCGUUUACUUGACAUAUCAGCUGCAUUUGGGAGCGGGCGUCGUUCUGUUAACUCUUUUUUUAUUUAACUAUUAUUUCAACGAGUCACUGUUUUCUAAAGAGC